This is a messenger RNA of Coffea arabica (coffee), 1077 nucleotides long. Its product is annotated as protein HYPER-SENSITIVITY-RELATED 4-like. The record is from RefSeq and is a predicted model, not a curated record. Lineage: Eukaryota; Viridiplantae; Streptophyta; Magnoliopsida; Gentianales; Rubiaceae. Gene Ontology annotation, molecular function: ATP binding; ATP hydrolysis activity.
AUGAUAAAAGUUUGGCUUAAAGAAGUCAUUGCGGGAUGUUUGCUCAAACCAGCCGAGUUCCCAGUCUCCCAAUUUACCAGAAAUUGCAUUAUUGGUGAGUACUUGCCUUAUGUUUUGGAAAGAUCCAAGGCUGUUGAAGUUGAAAAGAAGACACUGAAAUUGUUUAUGUUGGGAAAUGAUCGGAUGAUGGGACAUAGGGGUAAUCCGUGGCAAUCAGUUAAUCUUGAUCAUCCAGCCACAUUUGACACGUUGGCGAUGGAUACAGAUGAUAAAAAGAUGAUUAUCAAUGAUCUUGAGAACUUUGUCCGAAGGAAAGAGCUUUAUAGGAAAGUUGGGAAGGCAUGGAAAAGAGGGUAUUUGCUGUUUGGGCCACCAGGAACAGGGAAAUCAAGUUUGAUUGCAGCCAUUGCCAAUUAUUUAAAAUUUGAUAUCUAUGACUUGGAGCUCACUGAUAUCAGGACCAACUCUGAUCUGAGAAGGGAUCUGAUUUCAACAGCUAAUCAGUCGAUACUCGUCGUGGAGGACAUUGAUUGCUCGAUUGAGCUCACGAACAACCGGCCAAAAGCAUCAAGGGCACCUAUGCACCCUCACCAAUAUGGUCAAGAAAACAGGGUUACCUUGUCUGGAUUGCUGAACUUCAUUGAUGGACUAUGGUCGAGCUGUGGGGAUGAGCGCAUCAUAGUGUUUACAACUAAUCAUAAAGAUAAGCUAGAUCCAGCUUUAUUGCGCCCUGGUCGUAUGGAUGUGCACAUUUACAUGUCGUAUUGCACCCCGUGCGGUUUCAAAUUGCUUGCUUCCAAUUACCUUGGAAUCACAGAUCAUCCACUCUUCUUGGUUGUUGAGCAGCUGAUGAAAGUCACAAAGGUGACUCCUGCAGAAGUAGGGGAGCAGUUAUUGAAGAAUGGUGACUCCUGCAGAAGUAGGGGAGCAGUUUGGGAGAGUUUACAAUGCAUGGGUUUACAAUGCAGGGGUGUAAUAAAGGGCUAUUGUACAUAUUGCUUUACUAGGGAUACAUAUUCCCUGAAGGUUGGAGAAGAAAGUAUUAUCAUAAUUGUUUUAGAGUUUGUAGAUUUUUGA